This is a messenger RNA of Helianthus annuus (common sunflower), 1884 nucleotides long. Its product is annotated as protein MID1-COMPLEMENTING ACTIVITY 1. The transcript has 8 exons. Gene Ontology annotation, biological process: cell surface receptor signaling pathway. The record is from RefSeq and is a predicted model, not a curated record. Lineage: Eukaryota; Viridiplantae; Streptophyta; Magnoliopsida; Asterales; Asteraceae. Bases 449 to 1711 code for a protein of 420 amino acids.
CUUCUCUGUCACAAUCUCUCCACUCUCACACUGCACAAAGCACACCACACCGAAACCAACUUCCAAAGAGUUUUAGAGAGAGAAAGUUUCUCUGUGUGUGUGUGUUUUAGAGAGAGAAAGUUUCUCUGUGCGAGAGAGUUAGGGUUUAAUACUUUAAUUUCCUCCGAAACUCCUUCAAAUCGAUACGAAAUUCAUCUGUUUUUCCAUCAAUUUAUGCAGCAAAGUCUGUAGACGUUGUAUCUCUCUCAAUGCGCAUCGUACAACUACAUGCAUUGCAUCAAUUUAUGCAGCAAAAACUGUAGACGACAGGUAAUUAGAUUUCUUAUUGGCAUAAUGUGCAAAACACUGAGAAAACACCAAAUUUGGUCAAUCUGAGAUGGGAUUUACUAAUUUAAUUUAACAAAGAUAACAAUCCAGUAAGUCUAGGGUUUUGAAUUAGGGGUGAAAAAUGGCUUCUGCAUGGGAUCAUUUCGGAGACAUAGCGAAUGUGGCCCAGUUAACCGGGCUGGAUGCUGUGAAGCUGAUAGGGAUGAUCGCGCAGGCGGCUAACACGGCCCGUAUGCACAAGAAAAACUGCAAGCAAUUUGCAAUGCAUUUGAAGUUGAUUGGGAAUCUGUUACAGCAGCUUAAGAUUAGCGAGCUUAAAAGGUACCCGGAGACGCGUGAACCGUUGGAGCAACUUGAGGAUGCGCUGAGGAGGUCUUACAUUUUGGUCAACAGUUGUCAAGAUCGAAGCUAUUUUUACUUACUUGCCAUGGGAUGGAACAUUGUUUACCAGUUUAGAAGAGCUCAAAAUGAGAUUGAUAACUAUUUGAAGCUUAUUCCACUCAUCACUCUCGUGGAUAAUGCUCGAGUCAGGGAAAGAUUGGAAUAUAUUGGAAGGGACCAGCAUGAAUACGUAUUGGACGAUGAAGACAGAAAAGUGCAAGAUGUUAUCAUGAAGCCUGAACCUUCACAUGCGGAUACUGUUAUUUUGAAGAAAACGCUCUCGUGUAGAUACCCAAACUUACCUUUCAAGGAGGUUAUCCAAAAAGAAAACGAGAAGCUCCAUUUGGAACUACAACGAUCACAAGCUCAUUUAGAUGUAAGCCAAUGUCAAGUAAUUCAACAUCUGAUCGAGGUUACUGAAGCCGUUGCUUCAAAAUCUCAACACGAGCAAGAUUCACCGAAGAAGGUUACCAAGAAGUCAGAGACUCACUAUUUAGAUGUCAACACCGAUAGAGAAAUAGUUCUAUACGAGGGCAAUUCAAAUAAGAAGACACACUCAACUUCAAGAAGCACAUCUUCGGCUUCGUAUGGACAAGAUUUGGCGUCUGCUAGAGGAUCUUAUGGGCAUGGAGAAUGGCAUUCAGAUCUACUUGGCUGCUGUUCAGAGCCUAAGAUGUGCUUAAAGACUUUCUUCUUUCCUUGUGGAACGUUUUCAAAGAUUGCGAGUGUUGCAACAAACAAGCACAUGACUUCUGCAGAGGCCUGCAACGAGCUGAUGGCUUAUUCGUUGAUAUUGUCAUGCUGUUGUUAUACUUGUUGUGUUAGGAGGAAGCUUAGGAAGACCCUCAAUAUCACGGGCGGGUGGUGUGACGACUUUCUCUCGCAUGUCAUGUGCUGCUGUUGUGCCCUUGUCCAAGAGCUGCGCGAAGUUGAGAUGCGUGGAAUUCAUGGUCCGGAGAAGACGAAAACAAGCCCCCCACCCUCUCAAUGGAUGGAAUCCUAAAGCUAAUCAAUCAUAUGAAGUUCAAUAGAUGUUUGGAUAUGAGAAAGUAGUUAUAUAUGGUUUGUUGCCAUUGUUAAUACUCCUGGUGGUUUGACUGUUGACUUUUUAUUUCACUGUAAAGUUGAUCAUGGUUGAUUCAAUAUUUUUAUAACAUAUUGCUUGUUUCCUUGUUA